CUCCUCCUUUCUCUGCUGGAAAUUUCCCUCCGCCGCCACCCACCAACCACCGACGAGCCAUGAUGUCACUGAAUCUAACUCACCCUCCAACCCCCGCCGCUUCCCCCAAAUCCACCACCGGCCACCGCCGCCUCUUUUCCGUCCCCGCCACUUUCCCCCAACUCCACCGCCGAAACCCUUCUCUCAUUUCCGCAUCCGCCACCAAUGGCGACCAAUCUCGAUUCCUCCCCGACCAAUCAGCUAUCCCCAGAUCUCGCUUCGCCGUCAAAUCGACGGCGGCGGCAGAAGGGAGCGGUUCAUCAAUCCCGGAUUCGAAUCCCAAACCCGCCGUCAACCAAACCCUAAAACUCGCCACCGUAUUCGAGCUCUGGUACUUCCACAACGUAAUCUUCAACAUCUACAACAAGAAAUCCCUAAACGUCUUCCCCUACCCAUGGUUCCUCGCCACGUUCCAGCUCUUCACCGGCUGCAUCUGGAUGCUGGCCAACUGGUCAAUCAACCGCCGGUUCCCCAAAAUCUCCAAGGAGUUCCUCCUCGCCCUCCUCGGCCCGGCGCUGUUCCACACCGUCGGCCACAUCUCCGCCUGCGUCUCCUUCUCUAAAGUCGCCAUCUCGUUCACCCACGUCAUCAAAUCCGCCGAGCCCGUCUUCUCGGUCAUCUUCUCGUCUUUCCUCGGCGAGAUCUACCCUCUCAAGGUAUGGCUCUCGAUCCUCCCCAUAGUCUUCGGCUGCUCAUUGGCCGCAGUCACCGAAGUCUCCUUCAAUUUGGGAGGACUCUCUGGAGCCAUGAUCAGCAACUUCGGCUUCGUCCUGAGAAACAUCUACUCCAAGAAGAGCCUGCAGAAUUUCAAAGAAAUCGACGGGUUGAAUUUGUAUGGAUUGAUUAGUUUAGUCUCGUUUGUUUACCUGCUCCCCGUCGCGAUUCUCGUCGAGGGCUCGCAGUGGGUUGGGGGUUACAAGAACGCGAUUGUGGCAGUGGGCGGGAGGUCGAUGGAGUUUUAUGGAAUGGUGCUCUGUUCUGGGAUCUUCUAUCACUUGUACAACCAGUCGUCGUACCAGGCGCUUGAUGAUAUCAGUCCAUUGACGUUCUCUGUUGGGAACACGAUGAAGAGGGUGGAGGUGAUUGUUGCCACCGUGUUGUUCUACAGGAAUCCGGUGAAGCCAUUGAAUGCUCUGGGGUCCGGGAUUGCGAUCCUGGGGACGUUUUUGUACUCUCAGGUGACGGCGAAGAAAGGGAAGAAGAAGGAGGAGGAGCCUGCAGUGGGAGAUGAGAAGAGCAGGGAGUCGGAAGAAGAUCUAGAAAAGCUGAGGGAUGAAAAAGAUGGUGAAAUACGAAAGCUGAAAGAGGAGAUGGAGGAUGCAAGCGAAAAGCACGAGGAGGAGCUGCGAAAGUCGAGAAAGGAAAAGGACGAGGUGCAAAAGCAGUUGACGAAGAAAAACGACGGCGUGCAGCAUACGCUCAAAAGGGCGAGCGACGACGACGACUUGCAAAAGCUGAGGAAGGAGAAGGUCGAGGAAGUGCGAAAGCUAAGAGAGGAAAUGCAAGAAGAGAUAGAAAAGGCGAGAAAGGAGAAAGAUGAAGAGGUGGAGGCAUUAAAAAGAGAAAGAGACGAGGGAGCAAAGCCGAGCAAAGAGCAGAACGAGGAACUAAAAAAAUUGAGGGAGGAGGUAGAAACUCUGAGAAGGACUGAGAAUGAUAAAGCAUGUAAAACAACGAAGAAGGAGGAAGAGAUGGCAAAAGUGCUCGAAAAUGAGCGAAGAAAGAACAAGGACGAAGCAUUGCAGAGGCUGAUCAACGAAAAGGAUACCGAGCUCGAAAAGCUGAGGAACGAGCAUGAAGAAACGAUGAAAGAGAACGCUGCCGAAACGAGAAAGCUGAGGGAACAGUCGUCGCGACACGAGCUGGAGCAACGUCGGAAGCAAUCAUGGAUGGCGCUACCUACGACACCGUACACCACUGGUGAGACAGACCACAAAAGCAGAAGACGGGCGGUGCCACCAAAUACUUGGUGCAACGUUAGUGGGAGUUACAUCUACUACCAUGAUAAUAAUUUGAAGGCGGCGGACUUAUGUGGGUUCCUUCAAGGAACUUUCCAAGUUGGAGUGGUGGAGGAAGACACCAAAGAUUGGUUGUCGCCCCCUGCGACUAAUAUAUAUUGUGGGGGCAGUGAAUCAUUCGACCGCAACAACUGGUGGUUUGUGAAGAUAUUGCAUCCGAAUGACGGCCUUAUUAUGUUGGCAUAUUACGACGGGGACCGAAGCUAUACUGCUGGGUACAGAGGUUACACUACCAAGUUUCCGAUGCCCAGGGACAUUGGUAUGCAGACAAACACAGUUUUCUUCAUGAUUCAUUUGUUUGGCGAAUUCAAGCUUGCUUUCCUCUACCGGGACUUACUAUAGGCAAUCGGAGAGGCUAGCUGUUCGUUUUUCCCGCUGUGUUUACGGUUCGUGGAUUUGAAAAAUGAAGGUUUUGGUAUAACUUGAGUUUUGAUAAAUUAUGGAUAAUAUGAGGGUUUUGGGUUCAUUAUGGAUUUGAAAAAUACCAUUGUUUGUUUCAUGAUUUUCAUUAUGGAUUUUGUUAUUUAAAUUUGUAUGUAUGAGGUGAACUUUAUCUAUAUUGUCCUCAAUCAUAUAUUAAGACUUAAGAGAAAGAAAAUAUGAGGGGUAGGUUAGUAAAAAAUGAUGGACUUCAAAGUCCAUGAUCAACUCCCACCUAAAAAGGUUGGAUUUUUAAGUUCGUGGGGCCCACGAAUUUGGACCCUUAAAGUCCAUGGGUCCCACGAAUUUGAUUCCAUUAAAUACUUGAAGCAAACAAUGAAUUUUGGACAAAAUU
Molecule: messenger RNA, 2832 nt
Organism: Linum trigynum
Lineage: Eukaryota; Viridiplantae; Streptophyta; Magnoliopsida; Malpighiales; Linaceae
Source: the annotation of a GenBank genome assembly